This is a messenger RNA of Camellia sinensis, 564 nucleotides long. Lineage: Eukaryota; Viridiplantae; Streptophyta; Magnoliopsida; Ericales; Theaceae. The record is from RefSeq and is a predicted model, not a curated record.
UGGAGGAAUGGACCAUGGAGAUGAUCAAGCUGCAGUGCUAAACCCUGGGAACAAACCAUUAACACAGAUUACUGAAGAUGAUUCAUUUAGAGAAUUUGAAUUUAGACAGUAUUUUUUUGCCAGCCAAGCAAAGCUGUUAUUCAAGUUGAAUCGUCCCUUUGAGGUUGCAUCAAGGGGCUAUUCAUUUAUUAUCGGCUUUUCAAAGGCAUUGGCACUGCAUGAGAGUAUGUUACCCUUCUGUAUGCGUGAAGUUUGGGUGAUAACUGCUUGCUUGGCUUUAAUCAAUACAAUUGCUUCUCAUUAUAGUGAUGGACAAGUGGCACCUGAUAUAGAAACAGAGUUUUAUCGCCUUCAAGGUGAUCUUUAUUCACUAUGCCGGAUUAAGUUCAUGAGGCUUGCAUAACUAAUUGGUUAUGGAUCAGAUAUAGAAAGAAGUCCUGUCAACAGGUAGAAACACAACUUUUUAGCAUACCAAUCCUAUUUGAAAGUAGUAGUCAGCAUUGCCAAAGAGUUCCUUUGAUGUUGCACUGUGGUCCUCCAACUCUCUCUCUAAUAUAUUUUUCU